AUGAGCUUGAUUGAAAGCUCUUCUGGCUCGCUGAAGUACAAGCACAGAUUCAUCACAAGCAGGUUUUUCACACCAGCUCAUCACCAGAGUGGACAUAACAGUGGUGUGAUUCACAGUGGGAUUUACUACACACCUGGAUCUCUGAAGGCCAAGCUGUGUGUGGAGGGUGCAGCCCUCUGCUAUGAGUACUGUGACCAGAAGGGAAUACCAUAUAAACAGUGUGGGAAGCUAAUUGUAGCUGUUCAACAAGAUGAAAUUCCAAGACUCAAAGCUCUGUAUGAAAGAGGGCUGCAGAACAAUGUCCCAGGUCUGAAACUGAUUGGAGCAAAAGAAAUACAAGCAAAAGAGCCCUUCUGCAGGGGGCUGAUGGCCCUUGACUCUCCAUACACCGGCAUUGUGGAUUAUAAACAAGUGGCCCAGGCCUAUGCUGAAGACUUCCAGGAAGCAGGUGGGACCAUCCUGACUGAUUUUGAAGUUACAAACAUGGAGAUGGCUAAAGAAGGUUCUUUGGAAAUGGAAGAUGGACUGAAAUACCCACUUGUUGUGAGGAGCUCAAAGGGUGAGGAGAUCUCCUGUGGACACAUUGUGACCUGUGCAGGGCUUCACUCUGACCGCCUGUCUGAGAUCAGUGGCUGCAGCCCCGAGCCCAGGAUUGUGCCUUUCCGUGGGGAUUACUUGGUGCUGAAACCAGAAAAGUGCUACAUGGUGAAAGGAAAUAUUUAUCCAGUUCCCAAUCCUCGGUUCCCUUUCCUGGGAUUUCAUUUCACACCAAGAAUGGAUGGCAGCAUUUGGCUUGGUCCUAAUGCAGUACUGGCCUUUAAGAGAGAGGGCUACAAAUUGUUUGACUUCAGCACUGGGGACUUUUUAGAUGCUGUCACGUACAGUGGGUUGUGGAAGCUUGUGCUGAGAAACUUAUCUUAUGGGCUCGGUGAAAUGUACAGAGCAUGUUUCCUUAGUGCACAGGUGAAGGAACUUCAGAAGUUCAUCCCUGAGAUCACUGUCAAUGAUGUACUCAGGGGUCCAUCUGGAGUGAGAGCUCAAGCCUUGGACAGUGAUGGAAAUCUGGUGGAUGACUUUGUAUUUGACGGAGGCAGCGGAGAUCUUGGGAGCAGAAUUCUUCACGUCAGAAAUGCCCCUUCUCCUGCUGCCACCUCCUCCCUUGCCAUUGCAAAAAUGAUUGCAGACGAAGUAAAGCGAAGAUUCGAAUUGUGA
Chaetura pelagica (chimney swift) is the source of this 1212-nucleotide messenger RNA. RefSeq names its product L-2-hydroxyglutarate dehydrogenase (gene L2HGDH). Gene Ontology annotation, molecular function: (S)-2-hydroxyglutarate dehydrogenase activity; (S)-2-hydroxy-acid oxidase activity. Lineage: Eukaryota; Metazoa; Chordata; Aves; Apodiformes; Apodidae. The transcript is spliced from 9 exons. The record is from RefSeq and is a predicted model, not a curated record. The coding region runs from base 1 to 1212 and encodes 403 amino acids.